AUGGACCGCCACUCUCGCAGCAAAGCCAACUACCAGUCAUCGAACGACAGCACCUACUCCGAGGGAGAAAGCUCCGAAGGCAUUCAAUCCGACACUGAUCUAACGGAGCCUGAGGUUGACGACGCUCAGCCAUAUGAUGCUGGCGAUGCGGCCCUACUCUUUGCAGAUAACCAGCACCCACCGGAGUACUACAUUCAGCAACUUAGGAACUUUGACGAGACAGUCUACACACAGGAAGACUAUGGCAAAGGCACUAAAGCCCUUCUCGAUCGGGUUGAGGAGAAAUGGUCCCAGUUCUGCUCUUUCCUUCGGAAGGACCCGCAGGAGGAAUACCAACGCCUAUCGAUCCCAAUCCUGUAUAACUUCCUAGAUUGGGUUCUCAACUUACGGCGAGGUAAAAAUGGAAGAAAGGUUCCAGGUAUCAAGUGCAAGAGCUCUCUGGACACGUUCUGGAAGGUGUUUCGGCUAGUCUACGAGAAGACCACUUCGGACAAGAUCGGAAAGCAGAUGAACCGUCAGAUGCGUCGGGUUAUCCGGCAAUUAGCCAAGAAGCAUAAGCUAUCUUCUAAAGGGCGCGACAAGACUUCUUUGGACGUUGAGGACCUUACAAAGGUCGUAGAGACCACUAUCAGCACGACCAAGAAGAAAUUUGGCCAUGGUCGCCAUCGUAUUGAGCUUGGGCUUUUCUUGCAACUCGCUGGCCUCACAACAAACCGUCCUCAAGCGAUCUUAGACCUGAGAUACCGUCAUAUCCGGGUCAGUCUACUCCGCGAUCCUCACGGGGGUCCUCACCGGAUCGUGAUCGAAUUUACCUUCGAAUUCACCAAGGAAUGGUUGGGUGCUAAGGAUAUGAAUACUUACAUUCUCCCCGAAAUCAUCUUUGACCCGUCAUUGGUCCUUAGCCCACAUGUAUUUCUCUUGGGUCUGGUCUUCGCUGACCAUGCAUUUGACCGCGUCGACGGCGAGGAGGUGCUUGUAUCUGCAAACCAGCUCCCUCGACUGCGAAUCCGUGAUGAAUGCAAUGAACUACGGCUCCAACUUGACCCAAAGCUGGACGAUGUGCCAAUAUUCCGAAUGUCAGAACGUAGUUUGCAUGGAAUUGGCAUAUCCCCAGACCAGCCUCUCCCCUACUCAACUUUGGAGCCAUGGGUCAAGAAGAUCGGUGCAAUCACUGGGUUUCAACAGGUAACUCGUCCUUACAGCUUACGCUAUGGGGCUGGAACAGCCUUGGACAGCAGUGGCUCUGUCAGCGAUCCACUUCGCAAUCUCAUUAUGCAUCACGCCGACACCCGCACAUUCCUAAAGUACUACCUUAGCCGGAGAAUUUCCAAAAAUCUUCCUGCAAUUAUUCGCGGUCUUAACCCAGAAGACGAUAUAAUGCGCGCCGCUUGCCGGAUGAGCCGAACCAUUGAUCCGAACCGUCCGCAGGAGCUAACAAGCCAGCAAUCGUCAUCUGUCAACCAACUGCCCGAGAUCCUUGAGCUAAUACGCCGACGCAAUGAGCUUAGUCAGUUUCUGGGGCGUCCUCUUUCCCGGCACAAGGGGACGGCAAAGUACAUGGCGUACAAGAAACUAAACCAAGAAAUAGCUGGGGCGAGACAAAGGGCACGGAACUCGUUGCUCUCGCAGAUACAAUUGAAAUACGACCGAGAGCAGCCAAUGUUAGAUAUUCAGCAGCAGUUAUCCGGGGUCAAGCUUGCUGAAACUGCGAAUAAACUGUUGGAAUGCCCCGACCAGAUGCCUAUUCUACAAAAGCGACUCGUCGAGAGCCUUUUCACCCUGCCGCGAUCCACACUAGAAGAAGAGAUGGAUCGACGGACCGAAGCAGUCGAUGCAGUGUCUGCUUAUUGUCAGUUUCAGGAAGGCGACACGUGCCGUUUGCCACGGAGCAAGCAGCUAGAGGACAUUUUCGCUGAGAUGGAGGUUCUUGACAACCGACUAGUGGAAAGCGACGCUAAAGAGAGCAGUCCUCAACCAGUAACGCCUCUUGAAGACGCCCUUCAAUCUGUCAUGAAGGAUCAUCGGCCUCGAUUUUGCUUUAUUUGUCUGGGCCAACCGGACUUGGAUAUCAAAAAGCGCAUUCAGAGAUUUUCAUCGCAUGGGGAUGUCACUAAACACAUCAAGCGAAAACAUCUUCAAAAUCUUGCGUCAAGCACAGUCCUUGCGUGCAACGUUUGUGAUAAAGAGUUUGCCGAAGUCAUGCACUUUCAGCGUCAUGCCGAUGAUUCACAUUCAACUGUGACGGGACCUCUGUGGCGCAUGGCUGUCCACUAG
Molecule: messenger RNA, 2274 nt
Organism: Penicillium alfredii
Lineage: Eukaryota; Fungi; Ascomycota; Eurotiomycetes; Eurotiales; Aspergillaceae
Product: DUF3435 domain-containing protein
Exons: 5
Coding region: 1-2274 (757 amino acids)
Source: RefSeq, a predicted model, not a curated record